AUGUGGAGCUAUGCACAAGGCCUUCCUGGCCUAGGCCAUGGUUUUAUGAUAAAAUAUGGUAAGGACUACUUUUGGGAAAUGGACUUUGCAGAGCCGUUGGGUGGACAUGGGGUGAAAAGAAAAUACAGUGAUAAUGAAGAGGAUGCCCUCCCCAACAAGACUUCUCGGUUGGAGGCCGGUUACAAACUUGGCCCCAAAAACGGCCGACCUGGCACAAUCAAGAAGGCUACUGGCUCCCCUGUCAUACAAGAUGUUUCCAUUGACAAACCAUGUACCAAGGUUGAUCCACAUGCCGGUCGCAGCCCAUCAACUAACAUUGAUUUAGUCAAGUCGGCCAUGGCUGUCCCUGUCAAGGCAAAACCUAAACCUCGGCCCAUCAAAGGCAAGGUUUCCACUGAGCUCGGUAUUGUGACCCGAGAUCGGUCAAAGAGAAUUGCUGAAGAGAGUGUUCAAACCACCCGAUCCAAGAAAUGUUAG
Molecule: messenger RNA, 477 nt
Organism: Laccaria bicolor S238N-H82
Lineage: Eukaryota; Fungi; Basidiomycota; Agaricomycetes; Agaricales; Hydnangiaceae
Exons: 2
Coding region: 1-477 (158 amino acids)
Source: RefSeq, a predicted model, not a curated record